AUGGCGAAGCAAGCCUCGAAAUUGAAUGAUUCGAACGAUUCUUUCCUCUUACUGAAAAAAGUUUACAUCGAUUUCUGCUACCACAAGGUUACCAAAACCUGCAUUUUUUUGCUGGUUAUCUCCCAAACAACUUUUUAUUUCCUUCAAAUCCAUUUUCUACUCUCACAUUUAAGUCUAGAAUUAUUGGCUAGGUAUAGCACCAUCAUGAUGAUCACAACUGUCGCACUCUUUGGCUUAAUUCUCUCGUUUUGUAUAGAAAAAAACAUCCACGAAUUGUAUGAAAUUAUGGGUGAAAUUGCUUGGUCUUUGGAUGAAGCAAGCAAAAAGGACCAAAACGAGUUGUCUCAAACGUCUAGGAAAAUUAACAAUCUCAAUUUAUACUUUUUGGAGUUUCUCGCUUUCUUGAUAAUUAUUUUAUUGCCGGUUUUUGGCGACGAGAAGAACCUUUUUCUGUGUAUUCUAGUUUUUGAUGAGUAUUUCGGCGAGUGGGCUUUUAUCCCCUACCAUUUGUACUUUAUCGGGUUUCCCUUUUUGUGUUACUUUUCAGUGCAAUUGUGUUUCAUGUUUUUGUACGCAACUCUACACUUACACGUCCAAAUUUACCUUUUCAAUAAUUUUAUUGUCAAAAUGGCCACCAGUUUUGACUUUUUCAGUGACUGGAAAAAAAUUCACAGUGGCGAAUACCAAGAGGAAAUUUCCCGACAACUGUGUCAAUGUAUCCAGCAAGAUGUUGCGUUGAAAAAGUUUUUGCCGGUCUCUGUGCCAUAA
Molecule: messenger RNA, 768 nt
Organism: Tribolium madens (black flour beetle)
Lineage: Eukaryota; Metazoa; Arthropoda; Insecta; Coleoptera; Tenebrionidae
Exons: 4
Coding region: 1-768 (255 amino acids)
Biological process (GO): sensory perception of smell; detection of chemical stimulus involved in sensory perception of smell
Cellular component (GO): plasma membrane
Molecular function (GO): olfactory receptor activity; odorant binding
Source: RefSeq, a predicted model, not a curated record